AUGCGCGAGUGCAUCAGUGUCCACGUCGGUCAGGCAGGCGUACAGAUUGGCAAUGCUUGCUGGGAGCUGUAUUGUUUGGAGCAUGGAAUCCAGCCUGAUGGCCAAAUGCCCAGUGACAAAACAAUUGGUGGCGGUGACGAUUCAUUCAACACCUUCUUCAGUGAAACGGGCGCUGGAAAACAUGUUCCCCGUUCGGUGUUCGUGGACCUUGAGCCAACAGUGGUUGACGAGGUGAGGACGGGCACUUAUCGUCAACUCUUUCAUCCGGAACAGUUGAUAACUGGAAAGGAGGAUGCAGCCAACAAUUAUGCUCGAGGCCACUACACCAUUGGUAAAGAGAUUGUUGAUCUGGUCUUAGAUCGGAUCCGCAAAUUGGCAGAUCAAUGCACCGGUCUUCAGGGCUUUCUGAUAUUUCACUCGUUCGGAGGAGGCACAGGGUCAGGCUUCACGUCGCUUCUGAUGGAACGUCUCUCGGUUGACUAUGGAAAAAAGUCAAAAUUGGAGUUCUCCGUCUACCCAGCCCCGCAGAUCUCCACGGCUGUGGUAGAGCCUUACAAUUCAAUUCUAACAACCCAUACCACUUUAGAGCAUUCCGACUGUGCUUUCAUGGUGGACAAUGAAGCUAUCUACGACAUCUGCAGACGGAACUUGGAUAUCGAAAGACCAACCUAUACCAAUUUGAAUCGGCUAAUCGGUCAGAUCGUCAGUUCAAUUACGGCCUCUCUCCGAUUCGACGGAGCACUCAACGUUGACCUGACGGAGUUUCAAACCAAUCUGGUGCCUUAUCCACGAAUCCAUUUCCCUCUGGCCACGUAUGCACCGGUCAUUUCAGCCGAGAAGGCCUAUCACGAACAGCUUAGUGUGGGAGAAAUCACCAACUCCUGCUUCGAGCCAGCCAAUCAAAUGGUGAAGUGUGAUCCCAGGCAUGGUAAGUACAUGGCAUGCUGCAUGCUGUAUCGUGGAGACGUGGUGCCAAAGGAUGUCAAUGCUGCCAUCGCCACGAUAAAGACGAAGAGAACGAUUCAAUUUGUUGACUGGUGCCCAACCGGCUUCAAAGUGGGCAUCAACUACCAGCCGCCGACCGUGGUACCGGGAGGCGAUCUGGCCAAGGUACAGCGGGCUGUUUGUAUGCUGAGCAACACGACAGCAAUUGCCGAGGCUUGGGCCCGCCUCGACCACAAAUUCGAUCUGAUGUAUGCUAAACGGGCUUUUGUGCACUGGUACGUCGGCGAGGGAAUGGAAGAGGGCGAAUUCUCAGAGGCCAGAGAAGACUUGGCUGCCCUCGAGAAGGACUAUGAAGAAGUGGGUGUGGAUAGUGUUGAAGCGGAGGGUGAAGGGGAAGAAGGUGAAGAAUAUUAG
Messenger RNA from Protopolystoma xenopodis, 1359 nucleotides. The record is from the annotation of a GenBank genome assembly. Lineage: Eukaryota; Metazoa; Platyhelminthes; Monogenea; Polystomatidea; Polystomatidae.